Messenger RNA from Arachis stenosperma, 1500 nucleotides. RefSeq lists its product as uncharacterized. The record is from RefSeq and is a predicted model, not a curated record. The transcript is spliced from 2 exons. Lineage: Eukaryota; Viridiplantae; Streptophyta; Magnoliopsida; Fabales; Fabaceae. Bases 1 to 1500 code for a protein of 499 amino acids.
AUGAAGUUCGGAUCUCAAAAGAAUAGCAGAUGCAGGAAAAUGAAGUUGCUUGGGCUUUGGUGGUAUAAUCUGGCUAUGCUGUAUGAUGACGAUGUGGAUAUCAUGAGUAUUUUACAAGCUCAGAAUGAAGAAAUAGCGAAGAAACGAAGAUUGACAAAACUGAAAGAAAAGGCAAGAAGGAGUCGUCCGAAGAACAAACAUAAGGGGUUGAGGGGAGAUGAAAAAUUGAGCAUGAUGAAAUCGUUGAAGAAAAAUUAUAAUUUGAACAUGUUAGGUUUGCUUGAAACGAAGAGGGAGGUCAUUUCUAAAUAUGAUGUUGCAAGAAUUUGGGAGAAUAGUACGGUAGGUUGGGAGUUUGUGGAAUCUGUUGGGGCGUCCAGAGGACUCCUAUUAAUGUGGGAUGACUUGAUGUUUCAGAGUAGUAAUUGUCAUAAAGGUGAGAGGUGGCUGUGCAUUGAAGGAGUGUUAACAAAAAAUAAUUUUCGUUGUGCUUACUGCUUGGUGUAUGGGGCGCAUGGGAAGGAUGAAAAGAGGGUGGUGUGGGAAGAGUUGAGCUGUCUUGCGGGACUGUGCCAAGUUCCUUUAUUCUUGUUAAGGGACUUCAAUGAGAUUCUGCAAGUUGAGGAUCGAAAAGGGGUAACGAGUUUGCUGGCAUCAGCAGAAGAGUUUAAGAGUUGGGUUCAAGACAUGCAGUUGGUGGAUCUACCUCUCACUGAUAGGAAGUUCACAUGGUUCCGGGGUCGAUCAUGUAGUCGAAUUGAUAGGGUGCUGGUUACUAUUGAGUGGGUUGAGGAGUUUCCUGACAUUCGGUUAAAAGGUGGUCCGAGGGGCUUGUCGGAUCACUGUCCGUUAAUUGUGGAGGAUACAAGGGUACGAGGUGGCCCGCGACCUUUCAGAAGUCUAGAUUCCUGGUUUACCCAUGAGGGUUUUCUGAGGAUGGAAAAAGAUGAAUGGAGGAACUUGGGAGAUGCUCCCUUCACAGGUAAACUGAAGUCCUUGACGGUACAUUUGCGACAAUGGCACAACGAUAACUUUCGUGAUAUGGAUAACAGACUGAUGAGGUUUGAGGAUGAGAUCAAGAAGCUUGAUAUCCAGGUUAGUAAUGGGAUUUAUGAUGGUACGACGGAGGCUAGAAGAAAGGCAUUGGUGAGCUUUUGUGGAAAGUGGUACAUGAGGAAGGAAAUCCACUGGAAGCAGUUGUCUCGGUCCAAACAUGCGAGGGACAUGGACAGGAAUACAAGGUAUUUUCAUAACAUUGCAUCGGCUAGAAGGCGGAAUAACAGGAUUGAUACUCUAAUGAUCCAAGGACGGCUGGUGAGGAAUCCGGCAAGAAUAAAGUAUGCAAUUAGGGGGUUCUACAAGGAGCUAUAUCGCCAGGAGUUUGCUCCGAGGAUUGGUAUUCGAGAUGGGUUGGUAAAGCAGAUUGAGAGAGCUGAGGCUGAGGCCUUGGAGGUUCUGCUGUUGGCGGAAGAAAUCAAGGGAAACAGUAUGGGAUUGUGA